Molecule: messenger RNA, 2032 nt
Organism: Carica papaya (papaya)
Lineage: Eukaryota; Viridiplantae; Streptophyta; Magnoliopsida; Brassicales; Caricaceae
Product: Thiamine pyrophosphate dependent pyruvate decarboxylase family protein
Biological process (GO): fatty acid alpha-oxidation
Cellular component (GO): peroxisome
Molecular function (GO): catalytic activity; thiamine pyrophosphate binding; magnesium ion binding
Source: RefSeq, a predicted model, not a curated record
UUUUGUUGAUGAAAACAUUUCCCGAUAUACUCUGAGAAAUUACGUAUCGACUCUAGUAAACUAUUUUAAGAUCUUCAAUUUGAUUAUUAUCAUGGCGGAUUCGGCUUCUAGAAAUGUAAUCGAUGGGAACGUCCUCGCGGCCAAGGCUCUCGCUCGCUUCGGGGUGACUCACAUGUUUGGAGUCGUUGGAAUCCCCGUCACUUCUCUGGCUAACCGCGCCGUGGCGCUUGGAAUUCGGUUCAUCGCAUUUCACAACGAGCAAUCAGCGGGCUAUGCCGCCUCUGCUUAUGGUUACCUCACUGGACUCCCUGGUAUCCUCCUUACGGUGUCCGGACCGGGAUGCGUUCACGGACUUGCGGGGCUUUCGAACGCUAUGGUGAAUACCUGGCCUAUGGUCAUGAUCUCAGGUUCAUCCGACCAGAAGGACGCCGGACGCGGCGACUUUCAAGAGCUCGAUCAAAUUGAGGCCGUGAAACCUUUCUCCAAGUUUUCCGCGAAAGCGAAGGACGUAAGGGAAGUUCCUGAUUGUGUAGCUCAGGUUCUUACUCGGGCCGUCUCGGGUAGACCUGGCGGGUGUUAUCUAGAUCUACCUACUGAUGUCUUGCACCAAACGAUAUCGGAAUCCGAUGCGGAGAUUCUGUUAACCGAAGCUGAGAAAUAUAGGAAAACGGACUCGAUUGUUAGUGUAGGGAGCUCCGAGAUUGAGAAAGCGGUUUCAUUGCUCAGAACAGCAGAGAAGCCGUUGAUAGUGUGUGGGAAAGGCGCAGCUUACGCGCGAGCCGAAGGUGAAUUGAGGAAGUUGGUGGAGAGUACGGGGAUCCCUUUUUUGCCUACUCCAAUGGGUAAAGGUCUGUUGUCUGAUACUCAUGAGCUUGCUGCAAGUGCAGCUAGGUCGCUUGCUAUUGGCAAAUGUGAUGUUGCGUUGGUAGUCGGUGCUAGAUUGAAUUGGUUGUUACACUUUGGCGAGACACCGAAAUGGUCGAAGGAUGUGAAGUUUAUUCUCGUGGAUGUGAGCGAGGAAGAGAUUCAGUUAAGGAAACCUCAUCUGGGUAUCGUUGGAGAUGCGAAAAGGGUUCUCGAGAUGAUCAAUAAGGAAAUUAAGGAUGAUCCUUUUUGUUUGGGGAAGUCUCAUCCCUGGGUCGAGGCCAUUUCGAGCAAAGUGAAGGACAAUGUGUCAAGAAUGGAGGCUCAGUUGGCGAAGGAUGUGGUGCCUUUUAAUUUCUUGACGCCGAUGAGAAUCAUAAGGGACGCGAUUUUGGGGUUGGGGAGUCCUGCUCCGGUAGUGGUUUCUGAGGGGGCGAAUACUAUGGAUGUUGGUAGAGCGGUUUUGGUUCAGACAGAGCCGAGGACAAGGCUGGAUGCAGGGACUUGGGGAACGAUGGGGGUUGGUUUGGGUUAUUGCAUUGCUGCUGCAGUGGCUUCACCUGAGCGGCUUGUGGUUGCUGUUGAAGGAGAUUCUGGAUUUGGGUUCAGUGCCAUGGAAGUUGAGUCAUUGGUUCGGUAUCAGUUGCCUGUGGUUGUAAUAGUUUUUAAUAAUGGUGGUGUAUAUGGUGGUGAUCGGAGGAAUCCUGAAGAAGUUACAGGACCUCAUAAAGAUGAUCCAGCUCCCACUUCCUUUGUUCCUGGUGCGGCAUAUCAUACUCUUAUUGAGGCUUUUGGAGGAAAAGGUUAUCUUGUUGGAACACCGGAUGAACUCAAGUCUGCUCUUGCUGAAUCUUUUUCUGCGCGAAAACCAGCUGUUAUAAAUGUUAUUAUUGAUCCUUUUGCUGGUGCUGAGAGUGGGAGGAUGCAACACAAGAAUUGAGGUAGGUUUCUGCAUUUCUUUGUAUCUGCUGCUAGCCUGCUGCAGGAGCUGGUGUUGCACCAUGCCCUUCAAUAAUGUUAAGUUUCCAAAUUUCAACUGCUGUUUAGAAUCACACGCAUCAUGUUCAAUUACAGAAUGAUGUGCGUAGAUGCAAAGAGAGUUUCCCACAAACAAAAACUCCAUCUAAUAUGAUGGACCAAGUGAAUAUAUAGAUGUUGGCUAUUCUAA